GUGCUAGCCUCACAAAUCAUGUACAUGUGUUGAGUGAAAGGGGUUAGUAAACGGUACAUAGCAGGCUCUUGUAUACAGAAUACAAAUUUGCACAGGUUCCGGGUGCGUUUUUUGGUCGCCCAGAGUGAGACGCCAUGGAUGACAUAGCCUUUGACGACAGGAAACACAAGCGCGACAAGAGAUCGUUUCUGUCUGUUUCAUGGCAGCAACUUGCCGCCGUGGGGCUUGUAGCCGUUCUUGGAGUUUGUUUGGGAGUUUUGAUUGGGUAUUUUUCCCGAGGUGGCACCGCCCUCCCCACGGAUAGCUGGGAGUACAUGUUGACCCAUGAAGGACCAGCCUGGGUCAGUCAACGCCUCAUAGACGACAUCAGCGCCGCCAAUAUAGAGGAAAACCUCCGGCUUCUCACUCAGACGACGCGUCUCGCCGGUACUGCAUCUGACCUUCAAGGCGCCCAAUACAUCCGGGACAGGUGGUUGGCUGAUGGGUUGGAUCACGUGAUGUUGACGCCCUAUGACGUCGCCUUGUCUUAUCCAACAACUCCGAACACCGUUACUAUGGUAGCAGCAAACGGGACGGUAGUUUUCACCGGCAGGAGGAUAGAGGAGGGGUUUGAGAAUGACCCUGAUGCCGUCACGUAUUACAGUGCCUACUCCCCACCAGGAGAGGCGGAGGGUGACCUGGUAUUCGCCAAUCACGGCUCUAUGGAAGAUUUCCAGUAUCUAGUGGACCAGGGUGUGGACUUGGCGGGAAAAAUCGUCAUCGUGAAAUACGGAGCCGUCGGUCGUGGGGACAAGGCUGUGAACGCGGAAAAGUUUGGCGCGCUGGGCGUCAUCGUGUACUCCGACCCGGGAGACUAUGGCAACCCUGACGGACCCAACUACCCGGAAACGUGGUUUCUCUCCGGAUCCGGCGUGCAACGCGGCUCCCUCAACGGCGAUUACGGUGACCUCUUGACACCAGGAUACCCGGCAAAGGAAUACGCCUACCGCACAGACAUCAACAACAUCACAGCAACUGGGCUGGCGUCAAUCCCCACUCAGCCAAUAGGAUGGGAGGAUGCUGCCACACUCAUGAGACACCUGUCCGGCCCAGCGGCUCCAAGUGACUGGCAGGGCGGGCUUGGGUUUAACUACUCGGUAGGACCCGGCUUUGUGGGACCGUACGCUAACAGGAAGGUGCAUUUGAAAGUGACCAAUCAAAACGUUCUGAGGAGAACCUACAACGUCAUCGGCACCAUCAGGGGUAGUGUGGAACCGGAUCGUUACGUUCUGUACGGAAAUCACCGUGACGGCUGGGUGUAUGGGGCGGUGGACCCGACCUCUGGCACCGCCUGUAUGCUAGAGAUCAUACGGGUCCUUGGCGCACUCGUCAAGUCUGGAAGUUGGAGACCGAAGAGGACCAUAGUAUUUGGCAGUUGGGGUUCGGAGGAAUUCGGUUUGAUAGGGUCAACUGAAUGGGCAGAAGAGUAUGUCAAGACCUUGACACAAAGAGCUGUUGCCUACAUUAACGUGGAUAUAGCAGUUAUGGCAAAUGAUACCAUGCGGGUGCGCGGUAGCAAGCUCUUGCAGACAGCCAUCUUUGAUGCUACGAAGAAGGUACCAUCUCAUGAAAGGAGUCUCGUGUCAGAUGCGGGAAACAGAAAGUCUCGCAUGAAGAGGGCGGGCCUUGAGAAAAGCUUGUACGAGACUAUGGUUGAAAACACACCAAACGUCAAUGGACAACCAGCUGAAACUCCGCGGUUCCUUGAAAUGGGCCGUGGUAGUGAUUAUGUCGUGUUCUACCAUCGACUUGGGAUUCCAUCUGUUGAUCUCAUGUUUGUUCAAAAUCGUGAGAAACCAGGUGUCCAGCCAGUGCCCAUCUAUCCCGCCUACCACACUGCCUUCGAUACCUUCGAUUAUGUCAAACGGUUUAUUGACCCUGAGUUUAAGGCUCACCAAGCAGUGGCUCGGGUCGCCAUAGAAACAGUGCGCGUCCUCUCUGAUUCCAUGAUCCUACCCUUUGACCUCCUGUCGUUUGCGGACAAGAUGCAGGCCUAUCUGACAGGUGUGCAGUUAGAACAUGGGGAGGUGCUGACGGCACAAGGUGUUUCCCUUGAAUAUCUUGAAUCAGCAGUCACCAACUUCACUUCUGCUGCAGUGAGAUUGGAGAGGAAGAUUGGAGAUGUCAACAAACUGAAUCCCCUGGAUGUCCGUGCUCUAAACGACAAGUUACUGUACCUGGAGAGAGCAUUCAUUGACCCACUAGGCCUGCCAGGACCACCCUUCCUCUGGCAUGUUGCGGCAGGAUUCAGCAGGUUCAACUCCUCAUCCGCUGCCUUCCCAAGUCUGACCGACGCCAUCCUGGAUGACAGCAUCAUGAAUCCUGAACAACGUUUGGAUGCCAUCAACAAACGCCUGUCAGUCAUAACGUUCAUCAUCCAAUCAGCAGCUAGCAUAUUAACAGAAGCUGGAAUGGAGUCAUAGCUUGUAUUCUGAUGAAGAUAUCUGUUUUCACACUACCGAUUGUAAUGGAGUCCAGUCACUUUCUACCAGGACUGUCUCCAGCUUUAGCUAUGUUUCUUUCCCAUUCACUGUUUGACUUAAUUCAAAUUGCGACAAUUCAAUUGUUUCCUUUUAUUCAAAUUCACAAAUUCACUGUUUGGGAGUCCAAUUGUUGUUGCUUUUGUUGUUGAAUGUAAUUUAAAGCUGGCAAAAAUGCAUUUUCAUCUACUUCAUAUGAUGAUUUUGGGACAAAUGGAGUGAAAUUUGUCCCGGGACGGAGGGAGGGUCCUCGAGACAAUAAUUUUUUUAAUCAUCUUUGGCAGAGACUGUUAUUCAUACGAGUUGAACUUCUUUAUUAGGCACAAUGAUUGGAAUGUACAAGCUAUGUACAUGUACAUGUAUGUAGUUGAAAUGUGAAUUCAAAGCCCCAUGACACCAUUGUAUGAUGCAAUACAUAGUCUGAUAAUAUAAUUACACUGUGUAUACCAUUGAAUUGCAAUUGCCAUUAAAUCUAGAGAUCACAAAAUAUGCUUCUGUAUGGUUGGUACUAGUGCAUUCCU
Molecule: messenger RNA, 3040 nt
Organism: Branchiostoma floridae (Florida lancelet)
Lineage: Eukaryota; Metazoa; Chordata; Leptocardii; Amphioxiformes; Branchiostomatidae
Product: aminopeptidase NAALADL1-like
Exons: 17
Coding region: 135-2462 (775 amino acids)
Molecular function (GO): carboxypeptidase activity
Source: RefSeq, a predicted model, not a curated record